GGAGAAAAAAAAGCCCUCAUCCUGAUAUUCCUCAGUUUUCCGUAUCGCGCCUUGCAGCAGAGCUCCUGGCUGAAGAUCCGGCUGAAUGUGUGCGCAGCAGUGGAAACAGAAAACGCACACUCCUGCCAUUAAAAACUGCUUGUGUGUGUGUGUUGGUGAAGACAUGAAUUACACCUGAGCUGGGCAUGUAGUUUACCGGUUUCCUGGGCGUGGGAAGGACGAAGAAAGCAGCCUGUCUACUUGUUUGUCGUGGGAAUAUUGUUGAAGUAAACUUCAGCAGUGACUGAAGCAGCUGCGCAGCUCAGCUAGACGUUCAUUUCGCUCCAGUUUGACUCUUCCAGAGCAGUUUCCUCAAAAUCAGGAUGUAAAUUUGGGAACUUUUUUUGAAGGACCGUUUAUUUUCUAACUUUUGAUACCUUUUGCGGAAUACAGACAGACACCACGGCUGUACAGUGAGAGGGAUAUCAGCUGCAAAUCCAGAGGAGAGGAGAGUGAGGUGGUUUAUGUCAUCAAGAGUUCAACAGGCCUGAACACUGAACAGGAGAGUGAGGUGUUUGAUGUCAUCAGAGAUCAACAGGCCUGAACACUGAACAGUCAUGAUGGAGCGGUGGUUGGCGUGGCAGUUUGCCCUGUUCGCCCUGGCAUCCAUUUACCUCAGCCCCUCCCAGGGCAAAAACACAGUUUUUAACACAGAGUUCCGCUCUGAGUUUCUGAUCAACAACGUGGUGGCCGAUCCUCAUACGGGCCGGCUAUACGUCGGCGCCGUCAACAAACUCUACCAGCUGAACUCUGACCUCGAAGUCGAGGCCCACACCGACACGGGCCCAAAGCGAGACAACCGACAAUGCACGCCGCCUGUCACCGACGCCUGCGAGGAGGCCGUGGACACAAACAACCACAACAAGCUGCUGCUGGUCCACAAGGCCAACAACGAGCUGGUGGUCUGUGGCAGCGUCUACAGAGGCAUCUGCUCUCUGAUGAACCUGAGCAACGUGGAGCAGCUGCUGUACUUCAGUGACACCAAAGGAGAGAAGUCAUACGUGGCGAGCGCCGAGGAGGGCGUCUCCGUGGUGGGAGUGAUGUCAUACUUCACCAAGGAUAGAGAUAACUUCACCGUGUUCCUGGUUGGAAAGGGGUACGGCAGCCACGACAGCACCAAGCUGAUCUCCACCCGCAUCCUCAAGGACUAUGGUGAUUGGGUGGUUUUUGACAGCAUCAUAGAGGCCUCAGCGGUCCAGGCCAACCCCUUCGUCCUGCGGUACCUCCACGACUUCCGCUUUGCUUUCAAAGACGGCGGCUUUGUGUACUUCCUGUUCUCACGGACGCUGGGGGUUCAGGACACCAAGAACUUCACCUUCAUCUCCAGGAUGUGCGAGAACGAUCAGGGUUAUUACUCCUACACCGAACUGCAGCUCAACUGCAGCGCUACCAACAAGUACAACAAAGCUCAGGCCGCCUAUGUAGCAACACCAGGUGAUGUUUUGGCUCAGGCUAUGACCAAAUCAGGCCAGUACGGACCAGUUUCAGCCUCUGACAAGGUGCUGUUUGUCACCUUCACCUCUGAUGAAGACCCACUUACUUCUGCCUUGUGUAUGUACCCUCUGCAGUCUAUAAAUAAGAGGCUGGUGGAGAUAAUAGGAGCCUGUUACAGCAACACCGGUAUCAUUAACGAGAAGUCUGCUGUCUACUCGCCUUACUCCUCCAAGUCUGAAGAGCUGUGUCUCAGCAGUAAUCAGCACAUGGCCCUCAAUUACAAGUGUGGAGCCGAGUUCCUGCCUUCCCCAUUGGCCAGCAAGGCCGAGUUCGCCUUAACAGCUGAGCCCCAAUUAAUCCGAAAGGUUCACAUGACCGCCGUGGCUGUGGCUGUGGAAAUGGGGCACGCUGUGGCGUUUCUGGGCACCGCCACUGGAGAGAUGCUGAAGGUACAUCUGUCGGCCCAUCCUGAGGUGUACUCGCGAGUUGUGAUCACAGGAGACAAGGUCAACAAGAACCUGCUGUUCGAUUCCAGCCUCCAACACCUGUACAUCACCACAGAGAAAAAGAUCACAAUGGUUGCAGUCCAGGAAUGCCACCUGAAGACAGACUGCCACUCCUGCGUCUCGCUGAAGGAUCCGUACUGUGGCUGGUGUGUCCUGGAGGGAAAGUGCACCAGGAAGCAGGAGUGUAGGAGGUCGACGGAGGAAAACACCUGGCUGUGGUCACCCAAUCAGCAGUGUGUUCGGAUCCAGAGCUUCAACCCUCCAAACCUCAGCUGCAAAAAGACACAGCAGGUUGAGAUCAACAUACCCACACUCCCCAGUCUGAGCACCUCUGAUAGGCUGUGGUGUGUUUUCGGCUCUGUCAUCAAGGACGCUGUGAUGUCCAUAAGCAGUCGUGGACAGGUCACCUGUUCGCUGCCGGACCCCGUGGAAAUCCCACCCACUCCUGACCAGCAGGAUUAUGUGUCCGUCCCAGUCAAGGUUCUGGUGAACAACAACAUCGAUGUGACGUCUGGAGAGUAUCACUUCUACAACUGCGCUGCUACAGUCAGGAAGAACCCAAACACACCGUGUAUAGCGUGUGUGACCAGUGAAUGGAGCUGUCAGUGGAACGCUCAGGAUCACAGCUGCAGUGACAGAGAAGAUGGCGUAAAUGAAGAUCACAUAGUUAAACCACAACAGUCGCAGAGGUGUCCUCAGUUUGAGUCUCCGGAGCCGCUGCUAAUCCCUGUGGGAUUUGAAAUCCCCAUCAGUUUCCAGGGAAGAAACCUGGACAUCUACACGGGUAAGACGUUUGCCAUCGGGACUGAGCUGAUGAAACACACAGAGAAGACAGUCAUACAGGAGCAAGACUCAAAGUUCAAAUUCACAGGUUAUGAGUUUUCCUAUGACAAACAGCAGGAGGUGAACGUAUCCUUCCACAUCAAAGACAGAAACACUGAGAAGAAGAUUGACAGCACCCUGACAGUCGUGCUGUAUAACUGCUCAGUGGGAAGAGAAGACUGCAGUCUGUGUAAACACGCCGAUGACACCUAUCAGUGCGUUUGGUGCUCCGCCACACACACCUGUGUUUACCGGGAGCUCUGUCAGUCACCACAGCCGACACAGUGCCCCAACCCGGAAAUCACAGAUAUCAUCCCUCGCUUCGGCCCUCUAAACGGUCAGAUCUCAGUGACCAUCAAAGGUUCCAACAUGGGAAUAAAGAAGGAAGACAUCAAGAAGAUCACAGUAGCAGGAGUGGACUGUGUUCACCAGGCGGACAGAUACUCAGUCUCUACCAGUGUGGUGUGCGAGAUUGGCCCAGCAAAGCGAGUCCCACCGACUGACCUCCCGUUUGAACCAACCACCAGUGGACCCGUGGAGAUAGAAGUAGAUGGAAGCAGGAGAGGGACGUCUCAGGUCCUUUUCACUUACCGGGACCCCAAACCAGAUGCCGUGCACCCAGCGAAGGGUCCUGCAGCCGGAGGAACCAUGAUCACCAUCAGCGGCACAGACCUGGACACUGCAACUAAAGACGACAUCGCCGUCACUGUGGGGGGAGUUCCCUGUGAAGUCCGGUCAUUCGGCGCACAGAUCACCUGCGAGACCGGGAGGUACCGUGGGCAGAAGGUGCCCUCUGACCCGUUAACGGUGACGGUGAAAUACGGUAAAAACACCACCAAAGACGUCCCAGCUGCAUACCAGUACUCUGAUAACCCAAAGAUCACAGAUUAUUACCCUAAGACCAGCUUCGUGUGUGGUGGUCGAAGGAUUGUGGUGAUGGGAUAUGGUUUUGACCUGAUCCAGAGAGCCACAAUGAAAGUCCUGCCCUGCUCUGACGAGUUUUCACAGAAUACAACUACUGUAGAGUUUGUGGAGGAGGCUCUGAGUAAGAACGACACCGUCCUCCAGUUUUACUCUCCGGCCGUGAACUCCUGCUUCGACAGCCAGUCUUUCAGGACGGUUCUCCAGCUGGACAACGUGAUGGAGGAGCUGAAGAGCUUCGACUAUCACCCUAACCCCACCUUCAACAAACUCGCCAAGAACGUCAUCACAGAGACGAGCAUCAUCAUCGUGACUGGUCGAGGUUUCUCCAAGGCGAUGACGGCCAAAGAGGCCCAGGCAUUUGUUGGAGAUGCCUCCUGCCACGUUAACAUACUGCAGGAUGAUAAGUUGAUCCUUGAGGCUCCUUCAUCACCGCCCCGAGCCAGAUCCAGACGCCAACGCAGAGACACAACCAACGACCCGCUGGAGCUACUGGUGAAGUUUGGUCAUGGCGAGUGGAAUGUGGGUUCAGUGUACUACGCCAGAAAAGAGGACAUUCCUCUGGCUAUAAUCAUCCCUGCAGUCAUCAUACCGAUGCUGCUCUUCAUCGCCGUGUCCGUCUACUGCUACAGGAGGAAGAGUCAGCAGGCUGAGCGAGAAUACGAGAAGGUGAAACACCAGCUGGAGAAUCUGGAGGAGAGUGUGCGUGAUCGCUGCAAGAAAGAGUUUACAGAUCUCAUGAUUGAAAUGGAGGACCACACCAGUGAUCUGAGCGAGGCCCGGAUCCCCUUCUUGGACUACAAAACCUACACCGACCGAAACUUCUUCCUGCCCUCCAAAGACGGCACCAACGACGCCAUAAUCACAAGAGAAAUACAAAUCCCAGAAGCCCGCAAGGCCAUCGUGGCUCAGGCACUCAACCAGUUCUCAAACCUACUGAACAGUAAAACCUUUCUCAUCAAUUUCAUCCGCACGUUGGAGAGUCGUCCGGACUUUAACGCCCGGGCUCGGGGUUAUUUUGCCUCCCUGCUGACGGUGGCGCUGCACGGAAAACUGGAGUAUUACACGGACAUCAUGAGGACGCUGCUGCUGGAGCUGAUGGACGAACACGUGCAGAACAAAAACCCCAAACUCAUGCUGAGGAGGUCAGAGACUGUGGUGGAGAGGAUGCUUUGUAAUUGGAUGUCCAUCUGUCUCUAUCAAUUCCUGCGGGACACGGCAGGAGAGCCUCUAUACAAACUGUUCAAGGCCUUGAAGCACCAGGUUGAGAAGGGACCGGUGGAUGCCAAGAUGAAGAAAGCCAAAUACACACUGAACGAUACGGGGCUGCUGGGGGACGACGUUGAGUACUCUGUACUGACUCUGCAGGUGUUGGUGCACGGGGAGGGACCCGAUGUGACUCCAGUGAAGGUGCUGAACUGCGACACCAUCUCCCAGGUGAAAGAGAAGAUCAUCGAUCAGGUCUACAGGAAUCUGCCGUACUCACAGAGACCAAAGGUGGAGAGUGUUGCCCUGGAGUGGCGCCCGGGCUCCACGGGUCAGAUCCUGUCCGACCUCGACCUGACCUCCCAGAAAGAAGGACGCUGGAAGAGGCUCAACACCCUGGCUCAUUACAACGUUCGUGAUAACGCCACGUUGGUCCUCUCCAGAGUUUUGCACACACAGUCCUUUCACCAGCACCAAGACAGCCAGGAAGAAAAAAAUGCCCUGCUGGAGGACGACAACACCUUCCACCUGGUGAGGCCGGCAGAUGAAAUCGAUGAAGGGAAGUCAAAGAGAGGCAGCAUGAAGGACAAAGCCAUGACCAAAGCCAUCACUGAGAUCUACCUGACCAGGCUACUGUCUGUCAAGGGCACUUUGCAGCAGUUUGUGGAUGAUUUCUUCCGCAGCGUGUUGUGCUCGGGCUCUGUCGUGCCUCCUGCCGUCAAAUACUUCUUUGACUUCUUGGACGAACAGGCGCUGAGACACGACAACGUGGACGAGGAGACGCUGCACAUCUGGAAGACUAACAGCUUGCCUCUGCGUUAUUGGGUGAACAUCCUGAGGAACCCUCACUUCAUCGUCGACGUGCACGUGACGGAGGUGGUGGACGCUUCGCUGCAUGUCAUCGCUCAGACCUUCAUGGACGCCUGCACCAAGACGGAGCACAAACUCAGCAGAGAGUCUCCCAGCAACAAGCUGCUCUAUGCGAAAGAGAUUUCAACAUACAAGAAGAUGGUGGACGAUUACUACAAAGGUAUCAGACAGAUGGUUCCAGUCAGUGACCAGGACAUGAAUACACACCUUGCUGAGGUGUCCAGGCAACACACAGACAAGCUGAACACCCAGGUGGCCUUACAUCAACUGUACCAGUACGCCAGCAAGUACUACGAUGUGAUCAUUCAGUCGCUGGACGAGGACCCAGCAGCCCAGAAUAAACAGCUCACCCUCCGCCUCCAACAGAUCGCUGCUGCCCUGGAGAACAAGGUCACCGACCUUUGACCUCUGGCCUCGUGGAGGGGUUAUGGGGCAGAGCGAACGGAUACUAAAACACAAGAUGUUGUUUUUCAUUUAAGGACUCAAAAGAGGAUGAGCUCGCGGACUCUACCGAAUAUUUGACCAUGUGAGGGGCUGAAGUGGGAGGAGUUAUGGGAGAUUUUGGACAAAUGAAGUGUAAAAAUAUUCCCAGAGUGAUGGAAACUGAACCGCUGAUAUCCACUACAGUCUGUAUGGCGUACCUCCACUUGGCAUCCCAAAACAAAUCCCAAGCAGGGAUGCAAAAUGGUGACUGUAACGUGGCUGCUGAUGGGAGCUCUUGUGAAAUCAAAGCGUUAUUUUUUUUUUUUUAUCAUAGCUAGGGCGUUCGGUUUGCGUACUCCUCGCCCUUGUUCUUUCUGUGUUUGGCUUCUCCACACCACCAGUUUUAAUUUUCCCAUAUAAGGACUUAAGAAAAAAGUGCCACACAAGGAAUGAAGAUUGAAGAUUUUUGGAUAGUUUAAGAUAAGUGAAGUAAGGAGACAUUACCAAAUAUUUUCUUAUUAGAAGCUUGGAUUAGAAGUACAGCUUCUCCAGGACGCUUUGUGAUCACUAAUUCCUUAUUGUGUUGCAGCAAAAGUCUAUGAACUAUGGAUGCGAGGUGAAUUUGCCUCCCAACUCCUGAUCUGAGGUCAGCUUUUCUGUCUCUCUGCUAAAUGGUAACCAGGAAAUCUGAUCUCAUGUCAGCAACUGGUUUCAUCCUAAAGCGUGAAAAUGCUUUGAUGGACUUCAACCUUCAAGCGAGCUCUUAAAAAAAUUAUCAACCAAUGAAAACCCACUACGGUACACACCACCGGCCAGUCACGGGUCUUGUUUUUUUUUUCUUGAUGGCACAACUGAGGAGAGUGAAUUCAGGGUACGAUGAGAUGAAUUAAGUCCAAAAAUCAACACAGACUUUUCUUGUAUCAUGGCCAAAUGUUGUUUUUCAUAUCAGCUGAGCUGGAGCAUGUCUUUCUGUGACUCAAACCGCAGCUGAAUCAUUUCACUUUGUUUAGUUUCUUUAUUAUUAUUAGGCUUCGCAUUUCCAUGUACAACAUCAAAAGGAUCUUUUUAAUGGACUGACAUCGUGCCACCUAGUUUGUUCUUUUGUAAAGUGUUAAUCAGGGUGGUCCAUAAUGUCAGAUCCUGUGCGUGUGUGUGUGAGUGAGCGUUUGAUAGUUAUCAACACCGUUGCCACUGAGAACCAGCUUGUUUUUACUUUAUGCGAAAAAAUCAUGACUGCCUAAUCAUGUGGUCUAAAAAGCCAAACACAUUUACUGUUAAGUGUGAUUUGAUUUGUUUUUAUAAACUGUAUAAUUUCACUUCUUUUGCAAAACUCCCUUCAUAUACACAUCUGCUUUUUGUUUUAUAAUUUUCUGUUUAACUGCACACAUACAAGAAAAAGUGUCUUCUGAAGACAGGGUAUUCAUAGAUCCUUUGAAAAGGUGUUCAAAUGUAUUAAAUCCAGUUAUUAUAGGCCCCAUUUGUCCAUUUGAGGAUGGUUUUUAGAGCUGCAAAAUAUAGAACCAAUAUGCAUCCAUUAGCCGACUGGACUACAAGAGUCUGAUUUAAAUUGAUUGAUUUUCAGCAGGGUAAUGCAGUUAGUAUCAGAAAUGUUUUCAGGGACUCUAGAGUACAUUAAAAAUCUGGACGUCUCCUAACAAGUAAUUGCCCCCUCAUCAUAUGGUAGAUUUUAAAAAAAGCCUAAAAGCAAAUCAAACAAAGAAAUAAAGUAAACUACAAAAGUCAAAUAUUUUGUAUUAUUCUUCCCAUUAAAUGUUUCAUAAUGUUCAUGAGGUUUGUUUAAUAAGAAAUAGGACAGUUUUGUUUUGUUUCUGACCUGCUGAAACCUGCACAAAGCUUGUCUCCAAAAUCCCCAUUUUUGUGAAACCGCAUCGUUAAUGUCUUUCUAAAACGUACAAGGAGUCGACCUUUUCAGGAAUUAUUAAUUUUU
Messenger RNA from Micropterus salmoides (largemouth bass), 8169 nucleotides. It is a transcript of the gene plxnb2a.1, whose product is annotated as plexin b2a, tandem duplicate 1. The record is from RefSeq and is a predicted model, not a curated record. Gene Ontology annotation, molecular function: semaphorin receptor activity; protein binding. The transcript has 43 exons. Bases 597 to 6203 code for a protein of 1868 amino acids. Gene Ontology annotation, biological process: regulation of GTPase activity; regulation of cell shape; regulation of cell migration. Gene Ontology annotation, cellular component: semaphorin receptor complex. NCBI's taxonomy places the organism in Eukaryota, Metazoa, Chordata, Actinopteri, Centrarchiformes, Centrarchidae.